CCCAUCAUUUACAAACAAAGCAUUUGUGUUUAGUGAGUCCGCCAGAUCAGAUGCAGUAGGGAUGUGUGAAUUUAACAAUUUUCCUGUCCUGCUAAUCAUUCAAAAUGUAACGAGUACUUUUGGGUGUCAGGGAAAAGGUAUGGAGGAGAAAGUACAUUAUUUUCUUUGGGAAUGUAGUGGAGUAAAAGUAGAAGUUGUCAAAAAUAUAAAAAGUAAAGUACAGAUACCACAACAAACUACUUACGUAGUACUUAAAAUAUUUGUACUUAAGUACUUUACACCACUGAUUGCAGGGAAUACUGACUGAAGAUGUUCCUCCCUACGAGGCCCAUGAGACUGUGUAUGGAUGUGAUUUGAAUAGGACUGUGACUGAAGAUAUUCCUCCCUAUGAGGCCCAUGAGACUGUGUAGGGAUGUGAUUUGAAUAGGACUGUGACUGAAGAUGUUCCUCCCUACGAGGCCCAUGAGACUGUGUAGGGAUGUGAUUUGAAUAGGACUGUGACUGAAGAUGUUCCUCCCAACGAGGCCCAUGAGACUGUGUAGAGAUGUGAAUUGAAUAGGACUGUGACUGAAGAUGUUCCUCCCCUACGAGGCCCAUGAGACUGUGUAGGGAUGUGAAUUGAAUAGGACUGUGACUGAAGAUGUUCCUCCCUACGAGGCCCAUGAGACUGUGUAGGGAUGUGAAUUGAAUAGGACUGUGAAUGAAGGAGUGGGAUGUUUUUAUUGAUCUAUUUUUGAAUGUUGUUUUGAUGUCGUUGUUCCCCCUCCCCUUAUCCAUAAUUGGACGUGUAUCUUUUUCUACAGUUUACUAACCGUACAGUAGGUGGCGGCAGACACGUUAUAUUUGUGUAAAUGUCAGUGUACCAGAGAAGAAGAUGACGCUGUUGCAAUGUCGUAUUGGGGAACAGGAAGUUCCGGGUAGAAAACGACAGAACUGUGUUUUGUCGAUAGUGGUUGUGUCCGUUUCAACUGUAUUAUUGUAGGCCGACUCAGAUUAAGUCUGAGGCCGGGAACAUCAACAGUGAGCACAAACCCAGCCUGCCUCUCUCCUUCCACACUGAGUAGAAACCUACAGUCACUGGGUCCUGAUUGUGACAGUGGAGCCCAGUUUGCACCGCAGGAUCCAGAGAUGGCAUCAGUGAAGCUGGAGAACUGCAGUCAAACACUGGAGCUGAAUGUCAACAUUAAAGUUGAAGAAGAGGACGAGAAGAUUAGGACAACUGUUAGUCAUGGAUACCAUGUUGAGACAUUCUCUACAUCCAGAGAGCAACAGCAGGAAGAUCAGAGAGCUAAGAGGUCUCAUCACUGCCCACACUGUGAAGAGAUUUUCCCAUUUCUAUCAAAGCUAAAAAUACACCUAAAAAUACACACAGGAGUGAAGCCUUACUCCUGCUCUGACUGUGGAAAAUGCUUCAAAACAUCAAAUGAGCUAAAAGUUCAUCAGAGAACACACACAGGAGAGAAGCCUUUCUUCUGCCCUGACUGUGGAACUAGUUUCUCUCAUCUUUCCCACUUAAAAUCACAUGAACGUAUACAUAAAGGGGAGAAGCCACACUCCUGCUCUGACUGUGGAAAAUGUUUUAAAACAUUAUAUGAGCUAAAAGUUCAUCAGAGAACACACACAGGAGAGAAGCCUUAUUACUGCUCUGACUGUGGAAAAUGUUUUAAAACAUACUCUCAGCUAAAAGUUCAUCAGAGAACACACACAGGAGAGAAGCCUUUCUUCUGCUCUGACUGUGGAACUAGUUUCUCUCAACUUUCCAACUUAAAAUCACAUGAACGUAUACAUUCAGGGGAGAAGCCAUACUCCUGCUCUGACUGUGGGAAAUGUUUUAAAACAUUAUAUGAGCUAAAAGUUCAUCAGAGAACACACACAGGAGAGAAGCCUUUCUUCUGCUCUGACUGUGGGGCGAGUUUCUCUCAUCUGGGCACCUUAAAAACACACCAACUUAUACACACCGGAGAGAAGCCUUACGUCUGCUCUGACUGUGGAAAACGCUUCAAAACAUCAACUGAGCUAAAAGUUCAUCAGAAGACUCACACAGGAGAGAAGCCUUACGUCUGCUCUGACUGUGGAAAAUGCUUCAAAACAUCAACUGAGCUAAAAAUUCAUCAGAGAAAACACACAGGAGAGAAGCCAUAUUACUGCUCUGACUGUGGAACUAGUUUCUCAAAAUUUUCCCACUUAAAAACACAUGAACGUAUACAUACAGGAGAGAAGCCUUUCUUCUGCUCUGACUGUGGGGCGAGUUUCUCUCGUCUGGGCACCUUAAAAACACACCAACGUAUACACACAGGAGCAAAGCCAUAUUCCUGCUCUGACUGUGGAAAAUGUUUUAAAAAAUCAAAUGAACUAAAAGUUCAUCAGAGAACACACACAGGAGAGAAGCCUUUCUUCUGCCUUGACUGUGGAACUAGUUUCUCUCAACUUUCCCACUUAAAGUCACAUGAACGUAUACAUACAGGGGAGAAGCCAUUUUCCUGCUCUGACUGUGGAAAAUGCUUCACAACAUCAACUCAUCUAAAAGUUCAUCAGAGAACACACACAGGAGAGAAGCCUUAUUACUGCUCUGACUGUGGAAAAUGUUUUAAAACAUCAAAUGAGCUAAAAGUUCAUCAGAGAACACAUACAGGAGAGAAGCCGUAUUACUGCUCUGACUGUGGAACUAGUUUCUCAAAAUGUUCCCACUUAAAAACACAUGAACGUAUACAUACAGGAGAGAAGCCAUACUCCUGCUCUGACUGUGGGGCGAGUUUCUCUCGUCUGGGCACCUUAAAAACACACCAACGUAUACACACAGGAGAGAAGCCUUACAUCUGCUCUGACUGUGGAAAACGUUUUAAAACAUCAACUCAGCUAAAAGUUCAUCAGAGAACAGGAGAGAAGCCUUUCUUCUGCCCUGACUGUGGAACUAGUUUCUCUCAACUUUUCAACUUAAAAUCACAUGAACGUAUACAUACAGGGGAGAAGCCAUACUCCUGCUCUGACUGUGGAAAAUGUUUUAAAACAUCAAAUGAGCUAAAAGUUCACCAGAGAACACAUACAGGAGAAAAGCCCUUCCUCCUGUUCUGACUGUGGGUGACUUUCUCUCGACUGGAUACCUUAAAAACACCAACAUAUACAUGAAGGAGAGAAGCCAUACUCCUGCUCUGCAUGUGUAAAAUGCUUCAAAACAGCAACUGAGCUAAUAGUUGAUCAGAGAGCACGCGCAUGAGAGAAGCCUGCUUACGUCUUCUCUGACUUUUGGGUGAGUUUCUCUCACCAUAGCAACUAAACACACCAAUGUAUACACACAGGGGAGAAGCCUUACUCCUGCUCUGUGGAGGGGUGCGCAUGUAAGUCAAACAUCUAGCCAAAGGCUGCGUGUUUGAAUCUCAUCAAGGAGGACUUUAACAUUUUAGCUAUUUAGGAACUUUGCAACUUCUUACUACUUUUUAGCUAUGUCAGCAUGUUAGCUUAGCAUGCAACUACUUAGCAUGCUAGCUAAUCUUUCCCCUAAACCCAUUUAACUCUACCUUAAACCCCUAACCUAGCUAACGUUAGCAAUAACAAAUUGGAAUUAGUAACAUAUACAUAUUACAAGUUCGUAACAUAUUGUAUGAAUAGCAAUGCGUAAUAUAACAUACGAAUUGUAAUUCAUAACAUACGAUACGUCCUACAAGUCGUAUUAUACUGAACAACAAUCUAAACGCAACAAUUUCAAAGAUGUACCAUUUUACUUACUUUAUUUUAAAUACUACUCGGCGCCCCCCCCCCCCCCCUCCCAGACAAUCCUGCAGGUGAAGAGGUCCUGGGCUGCCGUGGUUACAUGUGAUCUGCAGUUGUGAGGCCGGUUGGAUGUACUGCCAAAUUCUCUAAAAGGACGUUAGAGGUGACUUAUGGUAAAGAAAUAAAUAUUGAGUUCUCUGGCAACAGCUCUGGUGGACAUUCCUGCAGUCAUCAUGAGAAUUGCACAUUCCCUAAACUUGACAUCUGUGACAUUGUGUUGUGUGGCCUUUUAUUGUCCCCCAGCACAAGAUUAUCUUGACAAAGGCUGAAAUGCUCACUAACAGGGAUAUAAACAAAUGUGUUAACAACAUUUGAGAGAAAUAACCUUUUUGUGCAAAUGGAACAUUUCUGGAAUUUUUUACUUCAGUUCAUGAAACCAACACUUUACAUGUUUUCGUUUAAAUUUUUGUUCAGCUUAUAUUGGUAUGCCAAUGUAAUGUAACAUACUAAAUGGAAUGGCACGGAUAUUUUUGUAACAUAUAAUACAUUUUGCUCUGAGACCAGGUUGUCCCUCUGCAGUAUUCUGUGGAAAUGAGUUAGUAGACACUUCUUUUUUACCUUUAUCUAACUAGGCAAGUCAGUUAAGAACAAAUUCUUAUUUACAAUGAUGGCCUAGGAACAGUGGGUUAACUGCCUUCUUCAGAGGCAGAACAACAGAGUUUUACCUUGUCAGCUCGGGGAUUUGAUCUAGAAACCUUUUGGUUACUGGCCCAAUGCUCUAACCACUAGGCUGCCUUCCGCCCCUAACAUGUAUCAGAUAUAGAUGGUGUGAUGACCACUUUUCACCACUAGUUUGGGGGGAUUGUUUUACAACUUUAUUCAAUGAGACAUAGUUUAUGAAAUGAAUACAUGUGUUUAUUAAUUGUCUUUAAAACUAGAUGAGUUAUUUUAGUUACUGAUCAUGAAUGUAUUUGGAUAACUGCAUUGAAGCAAACUUUAUUGAUCUGCCAAUGAAAAAUAAAGUUACAUGAAUAUGUACUGGUCAACCA
Salvelinus fontinalis (brook trout) is the source of this 4757-nucleotide messenger RNA. Its product is annotated as gastrula zinc finger protein XlCGF26.1-like. The transcript has 3 exons. Gene Ontology annotation, biological process: regulation of transcription by RNA polymerase II. NCBI's taxonomy places the organism in Eukaryota, Metazoa, Chordata, Actinopteri, Salmoniformes, Salmonidae. The record is from RefSeq and is a predicted model, not a curated record. Bases 1129 to 3072 code for a protein of 647 amino acids. Gene Ontology annotation, molecular function: DNA-binding transcription factor activity; RNA polymerase II cis-regulatory region sequence-specific DNA binding.